GUCGCUAGAACGAGGCACCUACUGCCGUAGGGGCUAGACCAGAGUUCGAAGUUGUGUGGAAAAGAGGCCCAGGGUCAGCUCUUGGGGAGAGGGCUAGGCAGAAUGGCUGGUGCUGUACUUGGAGUGGGUGCAGGAGUAUUCAUCUUAGCACUGCUCUGGGUGUUGGUAUUGCUGCUGUGUGUGCUAUUAUGUAGAGCCUCCGGUCUAGCUAGGUUCUUUGUCAUUUUUGUUUUCCUUGCUGCUGUGAUCAUCACAUCUGUUCUGUUGUUGUUUCCCCGGGCCACUGAGGUCCCAACCCCAGAGGUAGAAAUUAAGAUCAUGGACAAGUUCUUCAUUGGCCGUUAUGUUCUACUGGCUUUUCUCAGUAUUUUCUUCCUUGGAAGCCUUUUCCUGGUUCUAAUUCACCACAUCCUGGAACCAAUCUAUGCCAAACCACUUCGGUCGGACUAAGGACUAUUCAAAGAAAUACCAUAAACUACUCAUUGAACAGAGCUGCUGCUCAGUUUUGCAUGGGCAGCUUCCAUAUCUUGGAUCUGGCAUGAAUUCUAUGAGUAUUGGGAUUCAUCGAAGAACUAUGGAAUUAUGCCUUUGGGGAUGGAUUCUCAUUGACUUAAGAGAAAUGGUAAUGUCUUCACAAUCACCCUAAAUGACUACACAUCACUUCCCCUUUUUAUACCUGUUUUCCACCUAUUUAGAAUCAGAAAUAAGGGUACAUAACUAUUUUGGAGUGGGACUUAAAUUAGACAGGAUAAAAUGGAAUGAUUUAUAGGAAGAAAAUAUAUAUGUAUAGCUGGCAAAGGCCAAAAAUCAGGUAUUUUAUGAUGAUCUGUGAAAUUACAUUGCUUUCAAAGUCUAGUUCAUUUGGAAAGGAUGUGCACUUUCAUUUUUGCAUAACGGUUAGUUAUUGAUCACUUUAUGCUAGAGAAUUCUAAAAAACAUAUAGGUCUCAUUUCCCAUCUAAUAAAACAGUUAACACUGUUUUUUUUGUGUAUUCCCAGUUUGAUUAGAGGCGAGAGAAAAAGUAAGGAAGUAAUAGUAGUCCUCACUUUGGUAGUGAAUAAAUUGAAUAUGCAUUGCAUCCUGUGCCCUCAUUUUCUCUCCCUUCUUAGGCUCUUUAGUUCCGAUUUUCCUUAUUUACUAUUAUAUGAAUCCAAUCUGAGACACUGUUGUAUCCUCUUAGUACUAUAAUCCUUUCACCAGAGCUACUGAUGGCCAUACAUCUUUGGUGUCUGUCACGUCUUUUUACCUGUUUGGAAUCCCAGGCUAAGUGAGUGAAUAAGAUUAGUCAUGAAAUGGACAAGGGCUCUAAAUCUCAUCAGUUUUCAAAAUCACAUCAUACAUCCCUCCAGAA
Phascolarctos cinereus (koala) is the source of this 1351-nucleotide messenger RNA. RefSeq names its product transmembrane protein 218 (gene TMEM218). NCBI's taxonomy places the organism in Eukaryota, Metazoa, Chordata, Mammalia, Diprotodontia, Phascolarctidae. The record is from RefSeq and is a predicted model, not a curated record.